Molecule: messenger RNA, 2149 nt
Organism: Sander lucioperca (pikeperch)
Lineage: Eukaryota; Metazoa; Chordata; Actinopteri; Perciformes; Percidae
Gene: c1r
Product: complement component 1, r subcomponent
Exons: 11
Coding region: 248-2149 (633 amino acids)
Biological process (GO): complement activation; proteolysis
Cellular component (GO): extracellular region
Molecular function (GO): calcium ion binding; serine-type endopeptidase activity
Source: RefSeq, a predicted model, not a curated record
CUGAAUUUUUUUUACUGUACACAAACUCUGUUUUACUCUUCAUUCUUCUAGUUUAGUUAGUCAGAGUUAUUAAGCCAUUAUAGGACCUGUUCUACAAUUACAAUACCUGCAUUUAUUUUUGCCAAGACAAACAAAUCAUGAAGGUUAAAUUCCAUUGCGAAAUACUACAAACCACAGCUGGUCCAUUAGAGCAUGAGACACUUUGUACAAAGUUUCAGCCACACAGAGACAAAAACGUAUUGCAGACAUGGGAUGGACCAACUCUGUCAUAUGGUUUCUGUGUUUGUCAGUGAGUGAGUGCUUGCAGCUGCCGGACUCUAAAUCUGUUAUACAUGGGGAGGUCCAGUCCCCUCAGUAUCCCCGUCCUUACCUUCCCAACCUGCUGAGGAAAUGGGACGUCUGGGUUCCCGAGGGCUACCAGAUCCAGCUGUCCCUAAAACAUCUGGAUAUUAAAGCUUCCUCAGGCUGCCAUCAAGACUCUCUGACGGUUCUCUAUGAUCAAAAUGUCUUGGGGAAGUUUUGUGGCCAGGAAAAUUCAACUGAUCACCCAGGCAAAGAGCCGAUCCUUUCUCAAGGCAACAAACUGACUCUCAUAUUCCAAACAAGUGACUUCAAUCCAGAACUCCAACAGCACAUUGGCUUCUCUGCUACCUCCAAGGCAAUAGACAUGGAUGAGUGUUCCCAACCAGACCCUGGAGAUGGCUCAGGUCCACUCUGCUCUCAGAUCUGUGUCAACACCCCUGGUUCUUACCGCUGCUCCUGCCACCAUGGUUACAAACUUCAUUUAGACCAGCGCACCUGUUUGAUAUCCUGUGGUGGUCAUAUAUUUGACAAUAAUGAGGGACAUCUGGCCAGUCCGAGAUACCCUCACCCCUCACCACCUUUGCUGUCCUGCUUAUACAUCAUCACCGUGGCGCCCAGCUUAACUGUGACUCUCAACUUCACUGACAACUUCCACAUAGAUAGCAUAGACACUGAACAAGGUCCCAGCUGUGUACGUCACUGGCUGCAGGUGACCAUACCAGACAGAGAGCCCAUGAAGCUGUGUGGUGGAAAGAGUCCAGGCCUGAUAGCUACAAACUCCAACACUGUCAGACUGGACUACCACACUGAUGUUGAAGGCCUGAGUCGCGGCUGGAGCCUGGACUACAGUACAUACAUAACUGAUUGUGGAGAACCUGAACCUUUGCUCAAUGGAGGGUUGAUCUUCCUGUCUGGCUUUCAGAAUCAGUUAUGGUCUGUUAUUCAGUAUCACUGUAAUGAACCAUUUUACACUCUCCCUGGUGGCGUUAAUGUUACUUUCACCUGUGAAGCAGACAGAAAGUGGAGAUCCAACCAAAAUGUCACUCCAACAUGUAUACCUGUCUGUGGCAAGCCCACAAAACUCAUCUCUACCUAUCAGAGGAUCAUUGGAGGCAGUGACGCUCCAGACUAUACCAUCCCCUGGCAAGUGCUACUGAAUAUAGAUGGAGGAAGAGGAGGAGGCAUGGUGAUAGGAGACCGCUGGAUUAUGACUGCAGCUACUGACCUAACACAUGAUGGAAAACCAGUAUCAAAUGAGACUGUACGGAUUUACAUGGGACCUACUGAUGUUAAAACCCUGAUGGGUUCUCCUGUGUAUGCUGCAUCAUUCCACAUUCACCCUGAAUUCAACAACACCAACGGUUUAGACUUUAACCAUGACAUUGCCUUGAUCAAACUGCAAGACCCAAUCACAUUCAACUCAUCCAUCAUACCAAUAUGUUUGCCAGCAGAGGGUGCCACAUACGUCACUGGCGAGAUGGGACUGGUGUCAGGCUUUGGCAUUAUGAAAAUUUACCCCCCACGAUUAACAAAUAAGCUGAAGUACAUGCACCUCCCUGUGGUGGAUCAAGAGACAUGCAGUAAUUCAGUCAGUAAACUGAAGAAGACAAGGGACAAUGUACCAAGACUGACAAAUAACAUGUUCUGUGCUGGAGUCCCUGAAGGUGGGCAGGACUCCUGCCUAGGUGAUAAUGGAGGCCCCUACGCCCUGAGGGACGACGGAAGAUUCUGGGCUGCUGGGAUUGUCAGCUGGGGGGUUGACUGUGGAAAGCAGGGAACAUAUGGAGUCUAUACCAGAGUCACCAACUACAUGCACUGGAUCAACAAGACUAUGCAGGAGAACUGA